Molecule: messenger RNA, 2289 nt
Organism: Eptesicus fuscus (big brown bat)
Lineage: Eukaryota; Metazoa; Chordata; Mammalia; Chiroptera; Vespertilionidae
Gene: NANOS1
Product: nanos C2HC-type zinc finger 1
Exons: 1
Coding region: 100-963 (287 amino acids)
Biological process (GO): oogenesis; negative regulation of translation
Cellular component (GO): perinuclear region of cytoplasm
Molecular function (GO): zinc ion binding; mRNA binding
Source: RefSeq, a predicted model, not a curated record
CCCACCCCCGCGGCAGGCCGGCGGGCAGGCUCCGCGCGUCCCUUCCGUCCCGCCCGCGCCGGCGGUGGGGAGGCGGCGCGCGCGGCCCGCAGCCCGCCCAUGGAGGCUUUCCCCUGGGCGCCCCACUCGCCCCGCCGCGGCCGCGCCCCCCCGCCCAUGGCGCUCGUGCCCAGCGCCCACUACGUGAGCGCCCAGGGCCCAGCGCACCCGCAGCCCUUCAGCUCGUGGAACGACUACCUGGGGCUUGCCACGCUCAUCACCAAGGCGGUGGACGGCGAGCAACGCUUCGGCUGCGCCCGCGGCGGAAACGGAGACCGCGGCGGCGGCGGCGGCGGCUCCCCGCCCUCCUCUUCCUCCUCGUCCUGCUGCUCCCCCCACGCGGGGACCGGGCCCGGGGCGCUGGGGCCAGCGCUGGGGCCGCCGGACUACGAAGAGGAUGACGACGACAGUGACGACCCGGGGUCCCGGGCCCGCUACCUGGGGGGCGCGCUGGACCUGUGCGCGGGCCCCGCCGAGGCCGGGCUGCUGGAGGAGCGCUUCGCCGAGCUGAGCCCGUUCGCUGGGCGCGCUGCCGCGGUGCUGCUGGGCUGCGCGCCCGCCGUGGCGGCCACCGCCGAGGCGGCACCACGCGAGGAGCGGGCCCUGGCGUGGGCGGCCGAACCCCGGCUGCACGCCUCCUCCGGGGCGGCCGCCGCCCGGCUGCUCAAGCCCGAGCUGCAGGUGUGCGUGUUUUGCCGGAACAACAAGGAGGCGGUGGCGCUCUACACCACCCACAUCCUGAAGGGACCCGACGGGCGAGUGCUGUGCCCGGUGCUGCGCCGCUACACGUGCCCCCUGUGCGGUGCCAGCGGCGACAACGCGCACACCAUCAAGUACUGCCCGCUCUCCAAAGUGCCGCCGCCCGCCGCCCGGCCGCCGCCGCGCUGCCCCAGGGACGGCCUGCCCGGCAAGAAGCUGCGCUGAGCCCGGCCGGAGGCCGCCGGGGUCGCCGCCUGCCCCCUCUCCUUUCUGGUCUGCGCCCCAUCUCGUCCUGCCGGGGAGGCGUGGAGCUCAGUCCUUGGUUCUACCUGGGAUGUCGUCUUGGUUUUUUUUCCGAAGCAAGCCGGCCGUUCGGAGUCCUGUGGUUGAGACAAGACGCUAAAAUCUUGAUUUAUCUCUGGUUUCUAGUCUGUGCACAUCCGGACGGUGAAGGCUGUGUGUCCCACUAACUGAAAUGUGGCAACUUAGAGGCGCUAUUUAUUUACUCUAUACUUCGACCUAUUUUAGAUGCGCAUCGGUAUGAAAUUUGUCUAAUCUUGGAUGUUUAAUUUUAUUAAUGGAGGCACUUUACUAGGUCUAGAAUAUUUUUUUAAAAGCCUCUUUAUUGAACUUAGAACUGGCGAUUUUAUGGAGUGUCGGCAAAAUGACUUUUAUUGUUUGAAAAGGUAUUUAGUUGUCCUUAAUCAGUUAUUCUAAUUCCAGGUGAAGCAGGCUCCUGGUAGAAUCCGUUUUGAGAAGUGAAGGUUUAGUCAACUUUCCGGUAUUGCUUUGGGUGGGCAUUCCCUCCUUGUGGCUUGUUUCUGUCCUAGCUGGAGGUGUAAAAAUGCACAAUCUGUAGCAGGUAGAACACAGCUCCUUAUUCUCUUAUGUACCAGAUCUUUUAUUACUAAACUAGAAACUGACAUUUUUCACCUUUAAAAAAUGUGCCGCUAUAAAUCAUGUUGUGUACACACUUGGAAAUGGUGCUGUUAAGAGAAACUGACUUGUGUAUUUAUACAGUAACAGUAUAUGAAUUCAUUAACCUUACCUAUAACUUUGCUACUUGGCUUUUUGUCUAUGCACCUCCCCCUUUCCGGUUCUGUAAAAACACUGUGAUACUGAGAUCCAGAGGGAGCUGAAUUGACCCUGACUCACUCCAUGUCAGGGUUCCCAACCAGUGGAAAGCUCAUUCCACCUGUUGCCUUUCAAACUAAAUGGAAGAUGAAGUCCUCUGCACUCCGGAAGGUUAAUGUAAUGAUCUGUGUUCAAGAAGGUUCCACUCUGGGCUGCCUGGCUUCAAGGCAGUCCUCAAACCAGACUAAACAUUAAAUACGGAAUUGGGGGUUGGAGACAAGGGGCAAAACCUCCCUGUGUUCCCAUUCUCACUGGAAGACCCCAGUCUGUUUCUGGAACCCAACCAGUUACCCAUACAUGAGAUUAAACCUGAUCCUUAAGCAAAGGUUCUUAACCGCUACUUUACCUCCCACCCUCAUUUUUAAACCCACCAAGUUAAAUGCCAUACCAUGACAUUAACUAGAUCAAGCCAGGAGG